CCUGAGCAAAUCAGAAGAUGAGCUCCAGAGGAAAAGAACUUGAGCUUUAUUUCAGCACCGCAGGCAGCGGACAGAGUCAGAGAGCAGAGGAAGGAGAGGAGCUGGACUAUCCUGUUCAAGGUCCAUGGUGAAUAUGUCAGAAGGUCCCUUUGAGGAUUCAGACUACAUCUGUUCCUAUGGGAUGACGUUGACCUGGGACAUAAAUGACCCCAAGUUGCCACAGGAGCCCAAGCACUUGGAUUCUUUCCAGGAGUGGCCUGAUGGUUAUUUACGGUUCAUCUAUUCCAACGAGGAUAAAAAUGCCCAGCGGCAUCUUAGUGGCUGGGCCAUGCGCAACACCAACAACCACAACUGCCAAAUCCUUAAGAAGUCCUGCCUUGGUGUGGUGGUGUGUGCCAGAAACUGCACCUUGCCAGAUGGGACCAAACUGCAGCUCCGGCCUGCUAUAUGUGAUAAGGCUCGCCAAAAGCAACAGAAAAAACACUGUCCAAACUGCAGUUCAGCCCUUGAAUUAAUUCCUUGCCGGGGCCAUAGCGGCUAUCCAGUAACCAACUUCUGGAGGCACGAAGGCAAAGCAAUAUUUUUCCAGGCCAAGGGAAUCCAUGACCAUCCUAGACCAGAGAGUAAAUCAGAGACAGAAGCCAGAAGAAGCGCACUUAAAAAGCAAACACCACCCUCUCACUUGUCCCAGAAAAAAAGGCUUCUGGACUUUCAGACAGGAACAUGUAAUGAGAAUGGCAACCACUUUCAUUACCUUCAUCGCCUCACAUGUGAAGAAAGACCAGAACAAUUCAAUCUAAUUACAGAUGCCAAUUUACCACUCCUAGCUCAGCCUCCCCAUUUGUUUCAAAAUACUGAACCUUACAAAGUUGCUGGUGACACAGCCAGAUUUCAAGGGGAUGUGGUAUCACCACUCCAGAAGUACUCAACUCCUCAAAUCUAUACACCUAAGCCAAGUUGUGGCUAUGAAUGUGCGUUUACUAGUUGUAUUGGUUCCAGCUCGCACCCAACGUUCCACAAAGAUCUGAUGGAGAUUCCAGUGGAUCCUGAUCAUGUAAUGUUAAAUGGACUUCAAUAUUGCAUAAAUUCACUAAAUGCCUAUGAAAAGAGCUUUGAUGGCAUCCAUAAACCUCAUGGAUUGCAACAGCCCUUAAGGGAAACUAGCUAUGGGGAAAGGACUGGCUAUGGGCUGAGUCAAGCCAACACAAAUCAUCCUCAUCAUUAUAGUGAAGAAUAUGCUAGCAGAUAUAGUAGUCAUUCUCCUCUGGAAGUUCCAGCUUUGCAAACUGUUAUAACUACAACUACUAAGAUGUCCUAUGAAGCUUACAAAUCUCCUGCAGUGAAGUAUGGCAACAAUGUUUAUGAUGCAAAAGAUCUCCUGAGUUGUUCCCUGUCAGAGAACAUUUCAGGAAACAUCUGCUCAGAGAUAAAAGUAGAAGAAGACUGGGGAAUGGUUAAAUCAAAUUUGCUUGGUGAGCAUUUUCUGACUACCAGCAAGGCAGAACUUGUUGAGUCAAUAGAUACUGGGAAAGGUUAUACUGUACUGGAUAUGAGAGACAGACAUUUUGAUGUUGAGAAUAUGGAAUACUGAGCCUUGGGUACAGUAAUAUUCUAUAUUGGCUGACAUCCAGACCAUCAAAGAGCUUGUGCAAUGAAGAACGUUGCGCUAGUGCAAGAAAAUUAUAGCUGCACAGAGUCAUGAGAAUGUUUGAAACUGCACUCUUGUGCCAUUGUGCAGAAGUUCCCUGAAAAACAUAUGACAUGUGCCACAGGUUGUGCACCUUGCUGCACAAGUGCACACGUUUGUGCUAGUUCAACACUAGUCUGGAAUGCAAGCUCCAGACUUAGCACAACAGCCUUGCACUAGUGCAGCAUGUUUGCACAGGCAUUUCAUUUGUCUGGUAUCAGCCAACGUGUUUAUAUAUAAUAAAAAUGACAAAAAGAUUCUGUAAUUUUUGUUUUAGAAAUCUAUUGAUUUGAGGAGAUUUGGUCAGUGCUGAAGGUCAAGCUAUUCAUUCUUAAUCCCUUGCCAAGUGCUGGUUUGCCAACCGUGGAUCUGAGUAUCUGCGACUGGCAAACUGUCACACACCCCCUUGCCAAUUGCGACUUGAGUAUUCAUGGUUGGUGGCAUUCAAAACAUUUUUUGGCCAAUUUCUGGGGUCACAGGGUCAAUCCAUGGUCAGGGGGUCA
Hemicordylus capensis (graceful crag lizard) is the source of this 2190-nucleotide messenger RNA. RefSeq names its product glial cells missing transcription factor 2 (gene GCM2). Gene Ontology annotation, molecular function: RNA polymerase II cis-regulatory region sequence-specific DNA binding; DNA-binding transcription activator activity, RNA polymerase II-specific. Bases 125 to 1591 code for a protein of 488 amino acids. The record is from RefSeq and is a predicted model, not a curated record. NCBI's taxonomy places the organism in Eukaryota, Metazoa, Chordata, Lepidosauria, Squamata, Cordylidae. Gene Ontology annotation, cellular component: nucleus. The transcript has 6 exons. Gene Ontology annotation, biological process: regulation of transcription by RNA polymerase II; gliogenesis.